GUAAACUUUAAAGAUGGCGGAAAAUAUUGAACCAGAGAACGCGCUUGAAGAAAAUGAAAAUGAAAACGACGCUGUUAUAUCUAUGGUUGAUUAUUUGAAAGAAGAAGAAGAAUUGGAAAACGAUGCAAAUGCUGUUUUAGGAGGAAGUGAUGACACACAAUGCACAUAUUCGUUGGCCAGAGUUUUAAAUCGCAGGAAAAAGCCUUAUGAUAAGGACAACCUCAAGAGAGCUUUUGAUGCUACCCUCAAAGGAAUGUCGGUGUAUCGAGCCUCAAGGCUCUACAAUAUCCCUGAGUCUACGUUAAGGGACAGAACAAGGUACAAAGUGGACAUUGACUGUAAACUAGGAGCAGAGAGACUCUUAACCUGUGAAGAGGAGAGUAAAUUGGCAGACCAUAUUCUUUUAAUUGCCAAGAUUGGGUACAGAUGUUCAGUGAAUGACAUAAGAUGCAUGGCUGCAGAUUUUGCCCGCUCUCUGGGGAAGAAUGUUAGGGCCAAGGGAAAGCUUAGCUCUGACUGGUUUUAUGGAUUUGAGCAGCGUUGGCCUCAACUAAAAGCUUUAAAGCUGAAGAAGGUUGGUCUUCCACGGACAAAGACCACAUCUGAGGUCAUCAUUGACGGCUACUGCAGGGAGCUAGGCAGUAUUCUACAUCGCAAUGGUCUGCUUGAUGCCCCAGAACGUAUAUGGAUUGUGGAUGAGUCCAGUUUCUCAUCAGAACAUUCACCCUCAAAGAUUGCAAAAGAUUCAAAAGCCCAAGUAGUGACCUCUCUCCCGGCUAAGACAGUUACCAUGGUGGUUGGUAUCAAUGCUGAAGGCAACCAUGCCCCACCCUUUUACAUUUUCCCAGGGAAGAGAUGGAAUGACAGCUUCUUGGAAGGCACAGUGGCAGGUUCAGUGGGAAAAAUGUCAGGCAGCGAUUGGAGUAAAAUGGGCAUAUUUGAAGAGUAUGUGACAAGCCAUCUAGCCCAGUAUGCGGCCUUGAGUGUGAACACUGGUGACAACCCAAUCACACUAAUAUUGUAUGAUGGACACAAGAGUCAUCUUUCUCUGACACUGACCACAUGGGCAGUGGAAAGAAAUGUUAUAUUGUUUGUUCUACCCACACACUCCAGACAUCUCACACACCCGCUAGAUAUGGGGGUGUUUGGACCUAUGAAGGAGUUUUAUCAUAGUGAAUGCCUUUCCUUCUUGUGUUCCAACCCAGGAAUGUCCAUAAAACCCAGAGACAUUGGUAGGCUCACUGCUAAGCCCUUCACUGAGGCAUUCUGUGUGGACAACAUUACAUCAGCCUUUAGGAAUAUGGGCAUAUAUCCUUGCAAUGUCAAUGAAAUUAAUGAUGUUCAGACAGCCCCAGUUACAAUACACGUCAAUACACACAUAAAGCAGAGCGACCAGGUCUCUGAGGUGGUGGCAGGACCAAGUACAUGUACUGACAAUGCAACAUCAUUAUUGAACCCCAGAAGAAGAACAACAGUAAUGAGGCAACCUAAAAAGAAAUUACCCCCACCAGUCAAGAUCAUUAGAAAUCUCAAUAAAAAUGAAUGAAUAUGAUACCAUUUGUUGCAUAUUGACAGUUAAAAUUGGCCAGCACUUGAAUUUAUCUGUCAUAUUUAUUUUAUAUGAUGGCUAAAAUUCCAUGUAUUUAACUGUUAUAAAUGUUAUUACUUUAAAUGUUACAUCAGAUCUUAGUUUGUUCUUGUUUGAUGUAAUAUUUCUGUUAUCUAACCUUUUUUCUGCAGACACAUCAGAUGAGAAAGUAAAUUACAACUACAACGAAAAUUUGCAAAUCUGAAACAAUUUUUUCAAUUUAUCAAAAAGUGAAAUGGUCCCUUUUAGUAAGGAAACAGAUUUUUAUGCUCCCCGAAAUAAAAUUUCGGCGGAGCAUAUAGUUGCCAGUUUGUCCUUACUUCCUUCCGUCACUCUUUUGUUACUGUUUCUCAAAGCGCCUUCAAUACUUUACCGAACUCUUACAUAUUUGCAAUGUAGGUAACUUGCAUGGACCUCUACCUUUUGAUGAGGUCACUGGGGUCAAGGUCACCGAGGCUAAUAUUUUUUUUUCCGCCACGCUUUUGUUAACCAGGUUUUCCGAAGGAAAAAACUGGUUAUUAGAUUGGUGAAUGUUGGCGGGGUUGCGGGCGGGUGGAACAAUCUUGUCCGGGCCAUAACUUUGUCGUUCAUUGUGAGAUUUUAAAAUCAUUUGGCACAUUUGUUCACCAUCAUUAGAAAGUGUGUCGCGCGAAAGAAUUACGUCGAUAUCUCCAAGGUCAAGGUCACACUUUGAGUUCAAAGGUCAAAAUUGGCCAUAAAUUAGCUUGUCCAAGCCAUAACUAUGUCAUUCAUUGUGAGAUUUUAAAAUCAUUUGGCACAUUUGUUCACCAUCAUUCGACGGUGUGUCGCACGAAAGAAUCACGUCAAUACCUCCAAGGUCAAGGUCACACUUUGAGUUCAAAGGUCAAAAUGGCCAUAAAUGAGCUUGUCCAGGCCAUAACUAUGUCAUUCAUUGUGAGAUUUUAAAAUCAUUUGGCACAUUUGUUCACCAUCAUUGGACGGUGUGAAAGAAUUACGUCAAUAUCUCCAAGGUCAAGGUCGCCACGAUUAAAAAUAGAUUUAUUUUGAAACAAAGAGGGUUAAUUAAGAAAUAAUCGACAGUAACCGUUGGUUAUUGCGGUAAUAACCAACGGUAUGGAGUUCCGAUGUGUGGGAAUUAAACCACGAGGGCGUAGCCCGAGUGGUUUGAUAACAAGCAUCGGAACAACAUAUUGUUGGUUAUUACUGCAAUAACCAACGCUUACAAGUUGUUUAUUUUGAUUCUAACAUGAUUUCGUUAAUAAGUUAUCUGCAAUAUAAAGUUUAUUAAAUUAAAUGAGAAUUACAUUAACCGAACGCCUCCACUUUUCCACGAAAACGUGAUGUCACCAUAACAAUGACAAUCAAAUGACGUUGUCUUCAUUCAUAAACAGUGCGCGGACAAUCAAAGUGACGUCAUACUUAUCUCCGUUGGUAUAUCGGGGUAAUAACCCACAGUAGUUUGCCUUCCUGUAUAUAGAAAACAAGUUACUUGCCCUGGUAGAAUUAUAAACAAUCAGUUCAGUUUGAGUUGUCUCCCUUUAUCAGACUUUGAAAACCUUGGUUUUGUGACAAUUUUGUCCCUUGUUACAGUUUCUCAUAGGGCCUUCAAUACUUUACAGAUCUCUUUCAUAUUUGGCAUGUAGGUACCUUGCAUGGACCUCUACCUUUUGAUGAGGUUUAAGGUCACUGGGGGUCAAGGUCACCGAGGCUAAUAAUAGAUUUUCCUUCACACUUUUGUUACAGUUUCUAAUAGCGCCUUCAAUACUUUACCGAUCUCUUACAUAUUUUCAAUAUAGGUACCUUGCAUGGACCUCUACCUUUUAAUAAGGUUUGAGGUCACUGGGUUCAAGGUCAAGGUCAUUGAGGCUAAUAAUAGAUUUUCCUUCACCCUUUUGUUACAGUUUCUAAAAGCGCCUUCAAUACUUAACCAAUCUCUUACAUAUUUGCUAUGUAGGUACCUUGAAUGGACCUCUACCUUUUGAUGAGGUUUGAGGUCACUGGGGUCAAGGUCACAGAGGCUAAUAAUAUAUUUUCCGUCACGCUUUUGUUACCGUUUCUCAUAGGGCCUUCAAUAAUUUACCAAUCUCUUUCAUAUUUGGCAUGUAGGUACCUUGCAUGGACCUCUACCUUUUGAUGAAGUGUGAAGUCACUGGGGUCAAGGUCAAGGUCACCGAGGCUAAUAAUAUAUUUGUCCGUCACACUUUUGUUACAGUUUCCCAUAGCGCCUUCAAUAUUUGGCAUGUAGGAACCUUGCAUAGACCUACCUUUUAAUGACGCUUGAUGUCAUAUGGUGUCAAGGUCACAGAGGCUAAUAAUAUAUUUUAUUUAGGUGGUUGUUAACACAUAGGUUGAAAAAGCGCAUCAUCAGGGAGCAUCCAUCGUUUUCAAUGAUACUUCUUGUUUAACUUUGUUAUGCAUGUAAUAAGGGUUUAAUAAUGAUGUUGUAAUAUAAUAUGUACUGACCCAAAAGCCUUCCAUAAAAUUGAUUGUUGAUAAAGUCAUUUCAGUUGAUAUAAAACACUUUUUUGUAUUGCUUGAAAAUAUUGUUAUUACUUUAGAUUUGAUUAAAAGUUAGAAGAAGAAA
Dreissena polymorpha is the source of this 4154-nucleotide messenger RNA. Its product is annotated as putative E3 ubiquitin-protein ligase UBR7. Gene Ontology annotation, molecular function: ubiquitin protein ligase activity; DNA binding; zinc ion binding. Gene Ontology annotation, cellular component: cytoplasm; nucleus. The record is from RefSeq and is a predicted model, not a curated record. Lineage: Eukaryota; Metazoa; Mollusca; Bivalvia; Myida; Dreissenidae. The transcript has 2 exons. Bases 14 to 1546 code for a protein of 510 amino acids.